CGCCGGGUGCCCCCGCCCCCGUACCUGGAGCCCGAGGCGGCGCUGGAACUGCGCGGGGCGCUGGAUUGUCUUGCCUGCGCGGUGCUGCUGAGCGCGCACAACCUGUUGGCCGCAGCGCUGUGCGCGUUACUCUGCGCGCUGCUUUGCGCGGCCGCGCUGCUGCCCGCGGGCGUCGCACUGGGGCUGGGCUUCCUCUGCCACUCCAAGUUUCUACAUGCCCAGGUGGCCCCGUGCAAGGCCCAUCUGCACGACGCUGGCUCCACGGCCCUGCUGGUCCUUGGCUUCACACUGCUCCUGCCACUCCUGGUGCUUGGCUUGGCCGCCUUCUGCCGGCUGGCUCGGCGGCUGCAGCUGGGCUACUGCCUGCUGCCCUACAGUCUGGCCGUCUACAGGAAUCUACCUGCCAGUCACUACCACCAGGCUGGCUGGUGCUGCUCUCGCAUGCCCACCCAGGGGGACAAGAUCUGGGUAUGAGGGGGGCCUAGAGUAAACCAGGGGGCAGCCUUCAGUCAAUGCCCCCACAGUAAACAAGGCGUGCCCCAAAAGACACUGACUCUAGGGCCCCCUUGGUGCCACCAGCUUGAA
Molecule: messenger RNA, 585 nt
Organism: Pelodiscus sinensis (Chinese soft-shelled turtle)
Lineage: Eukaryota; Metazoa; Chordata; Testudines; Trionychidae
Gene: TMEM88
Product: transmembrane protein 88
Biological process (GO): negative regulation of canonical Wnt signaling pathway
Cellular component (GO): plasma membrane
Molecular function (GO): PDZ domain binding
Source: RefSeq, a predicted model, not a curated record